UGUGGUUGAAGCUGUCAUCGUAAUGGAAAUUCAUUGCUGUAGCUAUGGUAAAUCGAGUUUUCUGCCUGUGCUGAAUGCAUUAGUCUAAUGAGAUGUUUGCAGCCGGAGAGCAGGGCUGCUGGAGACUAACUAUGAGCUACUAACACACGGGUGGAAGAUUAGCUUUUGCAACACUCGGUUUGCAUGUACUGAAAGUCAUCUGUCUUCUGAGUCAACAUUCCCGGCCUGGUAAAGAACCUGAUCAGGGCUCUGGUGCACGAACUGUAGAUCUCCUGGGUUGCAUGUCUACCUUUACAACAACGCACAAGCAUCCUGCACUAAAACUGCUGAGGCUGGCAGCACCUCUUCUGCCUGUGAGCGAUUUGUCACUUCCUUCUGUAAGACUGGCACCAGCAGAAAUGCAGUCUCAGAGGAUCCCGGGGAGAAAGCGAGGCCGACCCCCACUUCACUCGACACCUAUGAAGAUGGCAGUUCAUAACAUUUACUCUGCUUCAGCUGGUUCUUUACCAGCAGUGAAGAUCCCAAAGAAAAGAGGGCGGAAACCCGGGUACAAGCUUAAGUCUCGAGUUCUCAUGACUCCUUUAGCCCUGUCUCCUCCACGGAGCACACCGGAGCCCGAUCUCAGCUCCAUCCCUCAGGAUGCAGCCACCGUACCCAGCUUGGCAGCUUCACAGGCUCUCACAGUCUGCCUCUACAUCAACAAGCAAGCCAAUGCAGGGCCGUACCUGGAGAGGAGGAAGGUGCAGCAGCUCCCUGAGCACUUCGGGCCCGAGCGGCCGUCAGCAGUCCUGCAGCAGGCUGUGCAAGCGUGCAUCGACUGCGCCCACCAGCAGAAGCUGGUCUUCUCCCUGGUCAAGCAGGGCUACGGUGGUGAGAUGGUGUCAGUCUCCGCCUCCUUUGAUGGGAAGCAGCACUUGCGGAGCCUGCCCGUGGUGAAUAGCGUCGGGUACGUCCUCCGCUUCCUCACCAAGCUGUGCCGAAGUCUCCUAUGUGACAACCUCUUCAGCCACCAGCCCUUCCCCAGGGGCACCAGCACCUCCGACAACGCCCCCGAGAGCCAGGAAGGCAGGAUGGAGUCAGCAAAAACAGUCACCACCGAGGAGUGCCUGGUGAACCCUGCGAGCAUGAACCGCUACGGCGUGGACCCCUCCUCCCCCACCUUUAGCCACAGGAGCUCCCUGCCCACCUCCUCUUCGCUGUACUGCAAGCGGCAGAACUCUGGAGACGGCCACCUUGGGGGUGGCUCAGCCACCACAGUCGGUGGUCCCCGCACCAGCCCCAUGUGCCCCGGAGGCCCCUUGGCACCUGGGCUGCGGCCUCCUGGCUCCAGCCCCAAGAGGAAUGGGACCGCUCUUGAAGGAAACAGAUGUGCCUCAAACCCUUCUCCGGACAGGCAGGAUGCCCGGCGGCCAAGGAGCAGGAACCCUUCCAGCUGGUCCGUGGAGGAUGUGGUCUGGUUCCUGAAAGACGCAGACCCGCAGGCUCUGGGGCCCCAUGUGGAGCUCUUCCGGAAGCAUGAGAUUGAUGGCAAUGCCCUCUUGUUGCUGAAGAGUGACAUGAUCAUGAAAUACUUGGGCCUGAAGCUGGGGCCUGCACUGAAACUCUGCUACCAUAUUGAUAAACUGAAGCAAGACAAGUUCUGAAGGUGUUUAAAAGACACAAGCAAAGUCCAGACAGCAGAAUCUCCAGACCAUCUGCCUUACCAACAUCACCACCAUCACAAGGACUCUCUUCUGAAAAAGAACUGUCACAAAGGCUUGGUCUUUUUUUUUUUAAAUAAAACUCAUAGUUCUUGACCUUUUAAAAAAUUCAACAUGGCCCUUUUGAAAGGUUCCUCUGUUUUAAUGAUUUGCCAAAAAAUUACCCAAAAAAGGCCCAUUAUUUUUUAAUAUUUCUAGUUGGUUCGUUGCUCUUAGGGUAGGUCCUGUUUUUAUAAUGAGAGUUUGGGGAACUGAAGGCUAUCACCCAAGGAGGACCUUGGAGAUUUCCAAGCAUGUGGGAAGAACCUUUGUCUCCGCAGGCUCUGUGGGGAUGCCCACCACAGCAGCCCCCCGUCUUUAACUCUGACCUGGAGACCUAUCAUUGUCAACCUUGCUUGAUUCAGCUCUGGAAGCUGUCUUUUGAGGAUAAAUGCCUCACCUUGCACUAUCCGGAAAACUUGAAUUCUUUUGCUCUCUGAAAGAGAAGAAGAAAAAAAAUCUUUUCUAUUCCUAGUUAUCUGAAGUACUGUGUUGCCCCACUAGGGGGCAGACUGCCAAUGUAAUUUCAGGACCCUCACUGCAGCAGCCUGAUAUUCAGUACCCAGUGGAUGAAUUAGGGUUUCUGGGAACAAGAUCUAGCCUACACAGACACAGAGAAUUUAUUCCACAGUCAGCACCACAGAUUGCAAUGUGGGAAGAAACCAUCUUCUAGAAGGUUCUUGUUCAUAACCAGUCAUUAUCGACUGACUGAGAUGCACAAGCAGCAAAGGCAAAAAUUUGGAAGCACGUUCUUCCCAGAUGGGGCUUUGGAGUCCCUUCUCUUCCAGAGUCCUUACUGAGGUGUCAAUGUAUUGGCGCACCAUAGACUCUUAGUGACAUUUAGCCACAGCGUUUCUUUCAAAAAGAAAAAAGAUAUCUCAACUAAGCUUUGAAAUCGGAAGGUGUUGAUUUCUAGUUACACUGUGGGAUUAUAUUGUUGUAUCUGUGGCUAAUUUUAAUAAUAAUAGCAUGUACACAGACAUGCAAUUAUUGGGUUUAAUUCAAUUUACAAAUCGGUUUUCUUUUCUCACUCUGGAAUAAUAGAAAAAAAUUGAUUUCUACCCCUUUGCAGCUGUGUCCAGGGAAGGGCAGUGAAUCCACAAUUUACUAGGCAGAAGGGGAACCGCAUCUCCAUUCUUCUUAUCUUUUCCUUUCUCUCUUUCCCUGUCUCCUUUUUCCUUCCUCUCUCACUGAAUAGGAAACAUAUCUUCAAAAUGAAUUCGCCUUUGCCAUGGGCAUAUCCUCUUCUGUAAAAAAAAAAAAGAAAAGAAAAAGAAAUCCAUAUUGUUGGACAUGAGGAGAUGAAUCUUAGACUUUGUGUUCCCUGGGAGGGGGAGGAUCAACGAUAACUCCAGACCUCCCUUGGCCCAGUGAUCAGAAAAGGCACACCGUCCUCAGGAUUCAACCUGGACAGGUGUCUCUCUGGUGAGUAGAGCAGGAGGUGAGUGCAGCCUCCCACCCCUCUACUAGGACUUCCCUGGAGGCUCAGUGGUAAAGAACCCACUUGCCAAUGCAGGAGACGUGGGUUCGAUCCCUGGGUUGGAAGAUCCUCUAGAGAAGGAAAUGGUAACCCACUGCAGUAUUCUCGUCUGAAAAAUCCCAUGGAUAAAAUCCCUAAGAAACCUCCCAUGCCAUGCUCUUAGACCCAUUUAAUGAGUGAUAUUUGAGGAAGCACAUCAGAGCAGAAUCCUUUUUAGACACACAAACAGUGGCUGACUUAAAGUGCAACAGAGAAGGGACAAAGGAGAAUGUAAAGGACAGAGGAGAAUGUCCUAAAACUGCCCACAAAGCCGAGCUGGAGUUAUCAGGCUACAGAAGAGCUGAAUGUCUGUCGGUCCCGGCCACUGACUAAACUAUCCUGAAUCAGGCCUUGGGACAGCGUCUUCAAGAUUUUGAAGCAAUAAAUUGACUCUGUCUCUUUAAGUUUGCUCAUCGUAAAGUGCUCACAGCUGGUCUGGAAUUAAAUAGUCUCUCUCAGAAAACCAUGGGGAGUGUAUAUAUUCAGAACAGCCAGGAUGAAAGCAGUGAGAUCCAGAAAAAUUCCACCACAACCCAUGUUCCUCGCUCCAAACCCACUGAGACUUGUGGUGCUUCUUCCAUCAACAUAUACCCAGUACGCUGUUGUUUGCUAAGGCAUGUCCAGGUCUUUUAUGACUCCACGGACUGUAGCCUGCCAGGCUCCUCUGUCCAUGGGAAUUCCUAGGCAAGAAUACUGGAAUAGGUUAUCGUAUCCUUCUCCAGGGGGUCUUCCCAACUCAGGGAUCAAACUCGCAUCUCCUGCAUUGGCAGGCGGGUUCUUUACUACUGAGCCACCUGGGAAGCCCUGUACCUCAUACAGAAACUUUCAAAACUUUCUACCAUUCUUGCUAGUGCUUCCCUUGGCAUAAAAAUACCGACAUUGGCGCCACCAAGUGAAAAUCAUCCUCAAACAAUAUCGAGGAGACACUUGGAGGAGUUUUCAGGGGAGAGAGAUUUUUCCACCUUGAGAAAAUUGGGUCCAUGUUUAUGUGCAUCUGCUCUCACAGAGGUGCUGUCUUAUUUUGCUUUAAACUUUAAGCAGGACAGAUUGCUGCAGCCAUGAUAUUUAAGGUUUGACUUUUAAAAAAUCUCAUUACUCUUAAAAUGAAUGCUGCCACAUCAGAGAAUAACCCAGGGAGGAAAUUCUUCCUUGCCUGUUUUUACACUGAAAUGCAAUUAGCUGGCCAAAUUAUUGUCGUCAAUCCUGCAAUUAUAAUUAAUUUUCACCCUUUUCAAAAAUCUUGUCAAACCAGGCAGAUAAAUAGCUUAGCAAAUGUAAAACAUGCCGGGCCAUCUCCUCUACAUGGACCUUAUGGAGUCAGGCCAUGUGUGUCGCUCUGAUCCAAAUGGGAGCUUAUUUGGGGGGAGGCCUUGCGCUUGUACAGAUGUGGUACUUGUUAUUCCAUGGCGGUAGCUUCGCUUCAGGUUGUGGUGAAUAAUGAUAUAGUUUUGCAUAAUUUCAAAUUAGAGUAUGUGUGUGCGUGGGCGUGUGCGUUCAUGUUCGAAACAUUUCCAAUUAUACUUGUCUGUUAAACACUUAGAAAAAAAUCUGAGACGAUUUUAUUGCCUAAGGCAUUUAAAAUAUUUUAUAAAGCACAUUAUUCCUUUUGUGAAGAUUUUAGGUGAAAGAUGUGUAUUUCGUGUGUGUGUGUGUGUGUGUGUGUGUGCGCGCGCGCGCGCGUGCACGCACGCAGGCACAUGCGUACUUCCUGGCAGUGCAGUGGGAAGAGCCUUUGAACGUGGCUGGGAAGGUAUCAGCUCUCGCAUUUGCUUUGUUUCUAAUGCCUUCCCAGUUCUAUAGCACUGAGGUAGAACCCGCCCCAGGCAGCAGGGUGCACCCUGGAGGCAGCUGGCGGGAGGUGCUGGGGUUCUGGACCUCCCUGCUAUCAGGCACUGACUGGGCGCACCAGGCCAGCCCAGGCUCUGCUCCCCGUGACUGAGAGGACAGGCCUCGCCAGGGAGCCCACUGGGCAGGAAAUGAGCAUCCUGAGCGCCUGGUACGGUGCCCGCCAGAGCUCCACGCACUCCCAUCAUUUCCCGGCAGCAGAGCUAUCUGGUAUUUUCCUUUACAGCAGGAGAAAGGAAUGGGACGCUCCUCAAGAGAAACAAAGAGGAUAGUAAAAUACACUGGGAAGGAAGACUGAGUUGAGAUUGGCAUACGUGAGGAGGAAACUGAGGAGAGGAAGCCAAAAGUGACUGUCGUAGAAAGCAGACACCCCUCUAACAGGCCCAACUCUUUCAGCUACAAGUACCUAUUUUUGUAUUUAUGUGCUGUAUGGAAUAUGGAAUAUUUCUCUUUUUUAAUUAAAAUUAUUUAUCUUAUUACUUUC
Molecule: messenger RNA, 5587 nt
Organism: Bubalus bubalis (water buffalo)
Lineage: Eukaryota; Metazoa; Chordata; Mammalia; Artiodactyla; Bovidae
Gene: SCML4
Product: Scm polycomb group protein like 4
Exons: 9
Coding region: 282-1643 (453 amino acids)
Molecular function (GO): protein binding
Source: RefSeq, a predicted model, not a curated record